AUGUCGCAAGGAAAGACGUGCCACUUUAAGCUCGUGCUGCUGGGCGACACGGCCGUGGGCAAGUCGUGCCUCGUGGUGCGGUUUGUCCGCGACGAGUUCUUUGAGUUCCAAGAGCCCACGAUCGGAGCUGCUUUUCUUACACAGACAGUUGGACUGGAAGACGGGUUGACUGUCAAGUUUGAGAUCUGGGAUACAGCAGGACAAGAGCGCUACCGCAGCCUUGCGCCCAUGUAUUACCGGGGUGCUGCAGCUGCGAUCGUCGUAUACGACGUGACAAACAAGGAAUCCUUCUCUGGUGCCAAGUCUUGGGUCAAGGAGCUCCAGCGCCGCGGAGAUCCCAACGUGGUGAUUGCUCUUGCUGGCAACAAGGCUGAUCUCGAAGCUCGUCGUAAAGUGGAGUUCGAGGAGGCGCAUCAAUACGCUGAGGACAAUGAUAUUCUUCACAUGGAAACGUCGGCCAAGACAGCUGUGAAUGUGAAGGACUUAUUUGUUGCAAUUGCAAAGAGACUGCCAAAGAAUCCGAUUCAGCCUGAACGCGAGGCUUUCCCCAUCACCCCGCCCCAGGCGUCCAAGUCCAAGAGCGGAUGCUGUUAG
This is a messenger RNA of Peronospora matthiolae, 594 nucleotides long. Lineage: Eukaryota; Oomycota; Peronosporomycetes; Peronosporales; Peronosporaceae. The record is from the annotation of a GenBank genome assembly.